AUGGAUACUUCUUAAAGCAUCUAAAUCAGCAAGUACUCUCAGUCAGAAGAAGAAAUCAUAAAAGACUUUUUGUAACAAAAAAAAUAUAUAUUUGAAAAGAUAUUACAAAAAGGAGAUUUCUCUGAAGUUGUUUUAGCCCAUUCUGAAAAUCUUAACAAAAAAGUUGCAAUUAAGAUUCUAAAAAAUACUGAUGAGUAAAAUAAGAUCAAUUUUGAAGAGUUCAAAAAGGAAAUAAGAGCAUUUGAGAUGUUAAAGGGAGAAAAAUACAUAUUACCAUUCAUCGAAUAAAUCUAGGAUGAUAAGCUGAACUUAUUCGCAGUUGUCACUGAAUUUUGUGAUAGUAAUUUAGCAUCCAUUUUUAAGCUUAAUAAGCUUGACUUGAAACAAAUCUUAGCUUUGACUUAUUAAUUACUAAGAGGCUUAGUUCUUCUAGAAAAUAAGGGAAUUAUUCUUGGCCAUAUUAAGUCUGAUAACAUUUUAUACAGUAGAUCUAAAAACUAAUUCAUGAUUGCCAAUUCGAGUCAUUAUAAGAUUGAUUAGUAUAAUGAAAAUCAGCAAGGAACAAACUAAAAAUCAAAAUCUCAAGAAGAUUCAGAUAAGUAGAACUAAAAAAAUAUUCUAGUAGAUAUUUACUAAAUUGGAUUACUUGUUAUUGAAGCUUUACUCUAAAGACCUCUUGAAAAUGAAGAAUCACUUAAUUUGAAUGAUUAAGAUUUACUGAAAGUUCUACCAAGCCUUCAAACCUCUGAACACUAUGAAUUCAUUCAUAAUUUUUUUUGUAAAAUGGUAAACAAGGAUAUAUCUUAAAGGCUUUAACCUGAGGAUCUCAUCAAAAAUUUAGAAUAAUUUGGUAUUGAUGAAGCAUCCCUGAAUUAGCUAAUAUUAAAUAAAAGCGUUGAAAAUUAAUCAAAGCCGUUAAAAAGGCUUUUAAUUAAUAAAAGGAAUAUAGAAAAGGACCUCUAUUAAUCAAAUGAUUACUCAUAUGACAUUUUAGAAAUAAAUCUAAGUAAGUACAAGAUAGGGAUAGAAGAAGUUAAUUUAUUGGUAGAAAAAAUGAAAAAAUUUGAUUUGACUAAAUUAAUAAUUAACUUAAGCUACUGGGAUAUUGGUAAUGAUGAAUGCUAAAGCAUAGCAAGUGCUUUAAAAAGCUAUAAAAAUAUUACUGAGUUAAGUCUUAAAUUCAGAAAGAAUUAUUUUGAAGAUGAAGGAAUCUAAUUUAUUGCUGAAUCUAUUUCCAAUUAUGAAAAUAUUUCUCACUUAACUCUCAAUUUCAGGGGAGUUUAUAUGUAGAAAAACAGAAUUGAGGACAUUGCUAAUGCGAUAUCUAAGUAUAAAAAUGUUAUUAGUUUGAAUAUCAAUUUAAGUGAAACUUUCAUCGAUAAUAAAGAAUGCUAAAUUAUAGCAAAUUUUAUAUAGAACUACUAAAAUCUUAUUGAGCUGAAUCUUAAUUUAAGAUAAAAUUCAAUCAAUUUAGAAGGAAUAAAAAGUAUUUCAAACGCUUUAGAGAAGCUUUAAUAUAUUACAAAAUUGAGACUUAAUUUGAUAUUUAAUUCGUUAGGUGAUGAAGAAAUUAAUAACAUAGCUAGUGCUAUUGAGAAAUAUCAAAACUUGACUUAAUUAAUACUUUUAUUUAAUACCAAUAAUAUCACAAGUGAUGGAGCUAAAAGUAUAGCGAAUUCCUUAAAGAAUUACAAAUUAAUUACUGAAUUAUAAAUUUCUUUAUGUGGAAAUUAUAUUAAUCCACAAGGAGCAGAAAGUAUAGCACAGGCUAUUUCAAACUACCAAUACAUUAAUAAGCUUAAUCUUUAAUUCGGCUUUGAUCGUUUUGGAGAUGAAGGUAUUAUACCGAUUGCAAAUGCAAUUAAGAAAUACGAAAAUAUUACUGAUUUGAAGCUUGAUAUAUGUGUUUGUAAUAUGACAACAGAAGGACUAUAGAGUAUUGCUGAUGCUAUCUCCAACUAUCAAAAAUUGAAUUGUUUACAUCUUGAUGUGAGUGACAAUAACAUAAACGAUGAAGGUAUAAAAAGUAUAGCGAACACCAUUUCUAAAUAUCAAAAUCUCCAAGAAUUAGAUUUAACAUUACAUGAUUUUCCCUCUUUAAGCCUUAAUUCCUUUUAGAGUCUUUCAGAUGCAUUUGAAAAUUUAUAAAAAUUGACUAAGUUAAAACUUUAUUUUGGCCACAAUAUUGGUAUUUAAGGGGCAUAAGCUAUUGCUAACGGAAUUAAGGACUACUAAAACGUCUCUGAUUUGACACUUGUAUUUAAGUGUUGCACUAUUUUAGAUGAGGGACCUCAGCACAUUGGAAAUGCCAUACAAAACUACAAAAAGCUAACUAACUUAAAAUUAGUAUUUGAAUAAGACACAGUAUAGGCUUAGGGUGCAAAAAGUAUCGCAAAUGCAAUCAAAAACUUUUAAGAUCUUGAAGAAUUGUCUCUUUAGUUUUUUGAAAAUUAUCUUGAGAAUGAAGGAGUUAAAUAUAUUGCAGAGGCAAUUUAGAAUCUUCAAAAAAUUACUAAGUUAGAUCUUAGCUUCGGCAUAAAUGAAAUUGGUUCUGAGGGAGCAAUCAGUAUUGCAUAAGCAAUUCAGAAUUAUCAAAAUAUUUUUUCACUUUAUAUAAGUUUUUAUAAAAAUGAAAUUGGAGAUGAUGGAGUUAUAAGCAUUGCAAAUGCUAUAGAAAAUUAUAAAUAUCUUGCUUAUUUGAAUCUUGGUUUUGAAAGCAAUAAAUAAAUUAGCAAGAAUGUCAGAGAGAAUAUAAAAAAUAAAUUCAAAAAUUAUGAACCAGGAUUUGGUUUUGAUUAUUACUGA
Molecule: messenger RNA, 2805 nt
Organism: Tetrahymena thermophila SB210
Lineage: Eukaryota; Ciliophora; Oligohymenophorea; Hymenostomatida; Tetrahymenidae
Product: protein kinase
Exons: 26
Biological process (GO): activation of GTPase activity; nucleocytoplasmic transport; protein phosphorylation
Cellular component (GO): perinuclear region of cytoplasm; nucleus; cytosol
Molecular function (GO): GTPase activator activity; small GTPase binding; protein kinase activity
Source: RefSeq, a predicted model, not a curated record